Molecule: messenger RNA, 723 nt
Organism: Caenorhabditis remanei
Lineage: Eukaryota; Metazoa; Nematoda; Chromadorea; Rhabditida; Rhabditidae
Exons: 7
Coding region: 1-723 (240 amino acids)
Source: RefSeq, a predicted model, not a curated record
AUGGAACAGCGUUCCCCGUCGCCAGAAUUCCCGAAGUCAGGAAUCCCACGUCAGGAUAUUAUACCAUACAAUCCUCAUUUUCGUGAACGAGCAUCCAGACACACUUCUCGACCGUCAAGUACCAGGAGAAUCAGCUGGAGUCGUGAAGCUGACCGGGUCCGUGAGAUUUCUCCAAGAAGUGAGCCGGAGCCAGAACCUGAUAAGAUUUUCUACCCACCACCAAGAAAGUCGAACAGCUUCUCAGAGGGUUAUGUGGACCCUGAAGAAAAAUACCCACUCACCGAGAAGAAAAAGAAAAAGAAGAAGAAGGUCCCAGUUUUCGAGCCCAAAUCAAAGCCAGCUAGGAAGCUAACUCCAGAACCAGUAUUUCAACCAGUCUAUAUCCCACCAACAACUGUGAAAAAAGGUAUUCCAUCCAAACCAAAGCCGAAAAAGAAAAAUGAUCAGCUUAUCAGGCAGCACAGAGACCAACGGUAUCGUGCUCAAAAGUUGGAACAGCAGUCCAGAAAAUCUCAGAUUCCUACUUCAAAUCUGAGGAAAGUGAAAUCAGAGACCAAUUUGAAUGUUUUGAGAUCAGUGCCAAAAGAGACACUGAUGAAAAAGGCGGAAACCGGAAAAACUAAGCACUUCAACCCUCCACGUUGGCGUCAUGUUGGUGAUCGGAAUCGUCGUCGCCAAGGCGACAAACACUCUCGUUCAUUUGCCUCUGAUUAUUAUUUUUGA